AUGUCGUUUUCUAAAAGGAAACAGAAAUCCAUUUUUCAAUUUUUUCGAAAGAAAUCAAAUGUACCACUUGAUAACAAUUCAGAUGAAGAGGACACGCCGAGUGAUGUAUCUGAAUCUAUUGAAAAGACAUAUUCUGCAAUACAAUUAGACGAAGAAAAUUCAACAGCUAAAAAUAUUGAAACGGUGGAUUCAAAUACCAACAACGAUAGUGUUUUGAAGUCAAGCUCAAUUAGUUUAAGUAAUGACAUUGGACAUUUUGUUGGUAAAAUUCAAAUUCGAAUCGAUGAUCAUACAAAAUUUAGGCUACUAAAUUCAUGGAAACCAGACCCAUCAUUUAACUUUCCAUAUUCUAUUCAUAUUAAAAAUGGCAUAGAGAGAAAACGAUAUUUAAGGUAUAACCAUUUUGAAAAUUAUUCUUGGCUUGUUUUUUCAGAAAAACAUACUGGUUUAUUUUGCAAGUUUUGUGUUCUUUUUUUAGUUCACAAAAACGGCGGUAAACAAAAAAAUGUACCUUUACAAAAACUUGUAACCAAACCUUUAAAAGAAUUUGCAAAGUUAUUAGGUAAACAUGGAUGUUUAGAAACUCACAAUAGCAAUAAAUAUCAUAAAGAAGCUUCGUUAUGUUCAUCUGAUUUUUUAAAAACCUAUAUGGAACCCAGUAAUAAUGUGGCUAAUUUAGUUAUCACUGAACGUAUGAGACAAUGCAAGGAAAACAGAGAACGCCUAAAGCCCAUCAUUCAAUCAAUAAUUUUUCUGGGACAACAGAAUAUUGCCUUGAGAGGGCAUCGUGAAAACAAUAAUCUUACAAAUACCACAGCUGACUCUUCAACUAUAAAUCAGGGUAAUUUUCUUGAACUAUUAAAAUUUAGAAUAUCUGCUGGAGAUCAAAUAUUAGAAAAUCAUCUGAAAACCACUCAUUCUAAGGCAACUUAUCUAUCACAUUCUAUUCAAGAAGAAAUUAUUCAAUGUUGCCGUUAUGAAAUCAUUUCUUUUAUUCUGAAAGAAGUAAAAAAUAGUAGAUAUUUUAGUAUCAUAUUUAAUGAAACAACAGAUAUUAGUAAUAUUUCACAGAUGAGCCUUUCUCUUAGAUAUAUUGAUAGUAAUCACAGAGUUCAAGAAAAAUGUAUCAAUUUUCUUGAUUGUCAUGAAUAUGUGUAUAGACAAGGUAAACGUAGAACGAUCAUGUCAACUAAUAACAUUGACAAUGAAUCAGAUGAUAAUUUAUGUGAUUUUGAUCCUACUAAAAAACUAGAACCAAAACUAUCUGGGGAAAUAUUAGGUGAUACUGUAGUUUCUAUAUUAAAAGAAAUGUCUAUAGAACUUAAUGACUGUGUAGGAAUUGGCACUGAUGGUUGUACGGGCAUGACUUCAACAAUACAUGGAGCGGUUCAACAAAUUAAAAAAUCUGCAAACAACGCUAUUCAUAGUCCUUGUUCCAAUCAUUCACUGAACCUUUCCAUAUCUAAAUCAUCAAAUGUGCAAUCAGUGAGAAAUAGACAAAAUCGUACUUUAACAAGUCUUUGUGAAACGAGGUGGAUCGAACGACACGAUAGUGUUAUUCAAUUUCAAAUAUGUUUACCAGAAAUCAUUGAGUCCCUAGAAGCUAUUUCUGAAUGGAAUGAUCUUACUUCUUCAACCAAAUCCAAAAUACUAUUGACUGCAAUGUGUAAUUGUGAAUUUUUAAUAACAUUAUAUACACUCUCUAAUAUUUUAAGCGUAAGUUUACCAGCUAGCCGAGCUUUACAAGGAGUUGAACAGGAUGUAGUUGCUGCAUUUGAUUGUAUUAAAUCUGUCAUCAAUAAUCUUAGUGAAAAAAGAAAAAAUUGUGAAGAUGUAUUUAAAGAAACCAUUAUUGAAACAGUAAUAAAAAACUAUAACUAUCAUUUAAAAACAAAUGCUGUCACUCUUAAAGGAGAAAUUGAGUUGUGGAAAACCAAAUGGCUGAGUUCAGACAAAAAUACUAAUGAAGAAUUUGAACCUCCAAAAACUGUAUGGGCAUCAUUAGAUAAUUGUUCGCCAAUAAUAUUUCCUACAAUUCACAACAUUCUAUUGAUAUUAGGGACCCUGCCUAUUAAAAACAUGGUUGCGGUCACAAAUGGGUCAAGAUAG
This is a messenger RNA of Metopolophium dirhodum (rose-grain aphid), 2109 nucleotides long. RefSeq names its product zinc finger MYM-type protein 1-like. The record is from RefSeq and is a predicted model, not a curated record. The transcript is spliced from 5 exons. Lineage: Eukaryota; Metazoa; Arthropoda; Insecta; Hemiptera; Aphididae. Bases 1 to 2109 code for a protein of 702 amino acids.